Molecule: messenger RNA, 2792 nt
Organism: Cynara cardunculus var. scolymus (artichoke)
Lineage: Eukaryota; Viridiplantae; Streptophyta; Magnoliopsida; Asterales; Asteraceae
Product: adoMet-dependent rRNA methyltransferase spb1
Exons: 11
Coding region: 60-2549 (829 amino acids)
Biological process (GO): maturation of 5.8S rRNA from tricistronic rRNA transcript (SSU-rRNA, 5.8S rRNA, LSU-rRNA); rRNA methylation; maturation of LSU-rRNA from tricistronic rRNA transcript (SSU-rRNA, 5.8S rRNA, LSU-rRNA)
Cellular component (GO): nucleus; nucleolus; preribosome, large subunit precursor
Molecular function (GO): rRNA (guanine) methyltransferase activity; rRNA (uridine-2'-O-ribose)-methyltransferase activity
Source: RefSeq, a predicted model, not a curated record
AACCCUAAAUAAAAGGCUUCCCCUAAACCCUAACUCAUCCGACACAGCAGCAGCCAACAAUGGGUGGAAAGGCCAAGGGAAAGCAUCGUUUGGACAAAUUUUAUCACUUAGCCAAAGAACAUGGCUACCGUUCUCGUGCUGUUUGGAAACUCAUCCAGCUCGAUUCCAAAUACACUUUUCUUCGUUCUUCUAAUGCCGUUCUUGAUCUCUGCGCCGCCCCCGGUGGGUGGAUGCAAGCCGCCGUUGAACGUGUGCCUGUUGGAAGCCUUGUAAUUGGUGUCGAUCUUGACCCCAUUCGCCCCAUCCGCGGCGCCAUAGCCAUCCAAGAAGAUAUUACUACACCUAAGUGUAGGGCAACUGUUAAGAGAUUAAUGUCUGAGAAUGGAGUUAGGGCUUUUGAUUUGGUGUUGCACGAUGGUUCUCCUAAUGUUGGUGGUGCGUGGGCUCAGGAGGCUACUAGUCAGAAUUCUUUGGUUAUUGAUUCAAUUAAGCUUGCAUCGGAAUUGUUGGCUCCGAAAGGCGCUUUUAUUACCAAGGUUUUCAGGUCACGAGACUACAAUGCGGUUCUUUACUGUCUUAGACAGUUAUUUGAAAAGGUUGAGGUGGACAAACCAGCUGCUAGUCGUUCAACUUCUGCUGAAAUUUAUAUUGUAUGUCUAAAAUACAAGGCACCUGCUAAGAUAGAUCCUCGUCUUUUUGAUGUUAGGCAUCUAUUUCAGGGAGGGAAAGAAGCCCCAAAGGUUAUUGAUGUACUUAGAGGAACAAAGCAGAAAAGACAUCGUGAUGGAUAUGAAGAUGGUGAUACGACUUUGAGGAAAACAUGCACAGCUACAGACUUUAUUUGGUCAAGUGCUCCGCUUGAUAUUCUUGGUUCUGUUACAUCUAUAAACUUUUCAGCUGACACUUGUUUGCCUAUAAAGGAUCAUGCAUUGACUACAGAGGAGGUCAAAGCACUAUGUGAUGACUUGCGUGUUUUAGGGAAGCAAGACUUCAAGCAUCUGUUGAAGUGGCGUAUUCAUAUCAGAAAGGCCUUGUCUCCUUCGGAAAAGGAAACUCCUAAACCUACAGAUGCUGAACCAGAGAGCAAGGUUGAUGAGGAUGAGGAUGAUGAUGUACUGAAUGAAAUGGAAGAACUGACAAAUGCUAUGCUACGGAAGAAAAAACAGGCAAAAAAGAUUGUUGCAAAACGAAGAGCCAAGGAUAAAGCAAGGAAAGCAACUGGGAUGCAGAGUGAUGUAAUGGAGGAUGGAUACACUGAUUAUGAGUUAUUUUCUUUAUCAUCUAUCAAGGGGAAGAAAGAUUUGGUAGCUGUUGAUAACACGGAAGAUGAUAAUCCAAAUAACGAAGUAGUGGAUAGUGACGAUGAGGGAGGCCGAGUGGGUUCCCAAGAUGAGUCAGCGAGUGAUAUGGACUCUGAGGAAGAGCGUCGAAGAUAUGAUGAUCAGAUGGAACAGUUGCUUGAAGAAGCUUACGAGAAAUACGUAUCCAAGAGAGAGGGAAGCACAAAGCAGAGAAAGCGGAUGAAACAAAAGCACUCCGAGGAUGGUGAACUUCUUGAGGGCGAUGAGGAUGGUGACGAAGCUGUUCAUCCGGAUGAAGAUUCCGACAAUGAUCAUGCUGAUCAAGAAACUAAUCCUCUAAUGAUACCACUUGAUGACGACGAGCCUACUGAGGAGGAAAUUGCUGCAAAAUGGUUCAGCCAAGAUGUCUUUGAUGAUGGCGAUGAACAACAAAAUUCGAAAAUGGACGAGAGUGACGAUGAUGAAGAUGAAAUGCAAGUGGAUAAAAAACCCGAUAAUCAAAUCAUGGUUCCAAAGAAACCAACAUCAAAAAACCCACCGAAGAAACCUCAACCCGUUCCAGCUGCUGCCACUGAAGAUUUCGAGAUCGUCCCUGCCAUAGCUACAGAUUCGAGCGAUGACUCAUCGUCAGACGACUCGGAUGACGAUGAUGUGGAGACGAAAGCCGAAAUCUUGGCUGUUGCCAAGAAAAUGCUGAGAAAAAAACAAAGGGAACAGAUGCUGGAUGAUGCUUACAACAAAUACAUGUUCCACGAUGAUGAAGGAUUGCCCAAAUGGUUUAUAGAUGAAGAGAAGAAACAUAUGCAGCCGAUGAAGCCCAUAACUAAAGAAGAGGUUAACGCAAUGAAAGCUCAAUUCAAAGAGAUAAAUGCCCGGCCCGCUAAGAAGGUGGCCCAAGCGAAGGCCCGAAAGAAGCGGGUUGCAAUGAGGAAGAUGGAGAAGGUUCGAAAGAAGGCAAACAGCAUUGCGGAUCAAGCGGAUAUCAAUGAUCGAUCAAAGAUGAAGAUGAUAGAUACGUUGUAUAAGAAGGCGGUCCCGCAGCGGCCGAAGAAAGAGUUGGUGGUGGCAAAGAAAGGGGUGCAAGUGAGGACUGGAAAAGGGAAAGUGUUGGUUGAUAGGAGGAUGAAGAAGGAUGCUAGGAAACAUGGGAUGAGCAAGGACAAGAAAGAGAAAGGGAAAAAGAAGGGGGGCAAAGGGCAGAAAGGUAAAGGGUCCGCCCCGCCCAAGGGUAAAACGGGAAGAAAGUGAAGUUGUAUCAAUAUAAAGUAGAGAUGCACGAAAAGGCCCGGUUUUUGUGCAUCUCUAAUAUGAGUAUGGUUUUGGUUCUUGAACCCUGGAGAGAUGAGUUUUGAAUUGAAAUUUUGGAAUGCUGUUUUAAGUGUAAGAUAAUUUUGAUCGAUCGAUAUAACAUACGGUUUCCGUUAAUUUAUUUUGAACAAUCAAUGCAAGUUAUGGUAGAACGUAUUUUGGAAUAUAUCCAGUUUGUUUGGU